UCCCGGCUCCGGUUACAGUGUGGCGCGGCCGGGAGGGAGGUGUUCCUCGCCCUGCGGCGGAGGCGGCGGCUGGGCGCUGCUGGGGCGGGGGGGCUGGAGGGGGGGGGAAGCUCCGCGGCUGUGCUUUGCCGUCCCUCCCCCCCCCGCCGCCCCUCCCGCCGGGGCCGAGCGCGGCAGCCCCAGCCAGAGCUCCGCGGGAUCGAUCCCCCGGCCCGCCGCGCCCCGCGCCCGGCCCCGCCGCCGGAGCCGCAGGAGGGAGAGCGAAAGCUCCCAACAUGGCUGAGAUCGGCAUCGAUCAGUCCAAGCUGCCGGGCGUCAAGGAAGUGUGCCGAGACUUCGCCGUGCUGGAGGAUCACACCCUCGCGCACAGCCUGCAGGAGCAGGAGAUUGAACAUCACUUGGCAACAAACGUUCAGCGCAACCGCCUGGUGCAACAUGACCUGCAAGUGGCCAAGCAGCUGCAGGAAGAGGAGGAUCUGAAAGCACGAGCCCAAAUCCAGAAGCGCUACAAAGACAUAGAACGGCAGGACUGCGAGAUAGCUCAGGAAAUUCAGGUGAAAUUGGUGAUUGAAGCAGAGCAACGGCGCAGACAAGAGGAGAAAGACGAGGACAUUGCCCGCAUCCUACAGCAGAAGGAACUGCAGGAAGAAAAGAAGAGUAAAAAGCACUACCCAGAACCCCAGGGACACACCGCUCACGAGGACAGUUACUACCCAGAGAACGGAGACCACCUGAAGGGUAGCUCCAGGGAGCAGGUUUCUGAGUACUCGCGGCCCCGCCGAGCCCGGAGUGGUGACAGGCACGCGCGUCAGCGGAGAGAACCCCAAAGAGCCUCCCUGGCUCUCUCUGAUAACGCCACUGAAUGCGAGCACCCUGCCGCCGAGGCGUCUCAGAGCUCUCCUCCGCUGAGCAAGACCAGGGACGGCCAGCAACGUAGCAGGGAGCGGCGGAAACCAGCCAGCCGGGAGAGGCCUCGGAGACCUCCCAGCCUUGACCUGGACAGGACAGCUGACUAUGAGCCCUGGGACUGCAGCAGCAGCUUGGAAAGGAAGCCACUGGGCCGUGAGAAAUCCAGGAGACCUCCCAGCCUUGACCUGGACAGACCAGUUGAAUACAAUGCCUGGGACCACAGCAGCAGCUGGGAGCGGCGGGAAAGGAAACCAACUAGCCAGGAGAGGCCUCUGAGACCUCCCAGCCUUGAUCUGGGCACAGAGGUGGGACGUGCCAGCUGGGAGCAAAAAGAAAGAAGGCCAUUGAGCCAGGAAAGGCCUCGGAGGCCACCUGCUCUUAAACUGGACCUGGAGACUGACCGGGCAGCCUGGGGCCACAGCAAAAGCCAGCAGCAGAGAGACAGAAAGCCGCAGAGCAAGGAGAGAGCGAGACGACCUCCCAGUCUUGAUCUGGAAGCAGCUCAGGACCACAGCAGCAGCUGUUUAUCAUACCCGGAAAACCACAGGUCCCACCGCCAAGACCGCCUGUCCCCUAGGGGGUCUUGUGAAGUGAGGCUCCAUGAUGCAGAGGAAUUUCACAGGCAAGAUCAUAGGAGGGGUCAGGAGAGCGAUUAUAAAAGAGCAGGACACGGGCCAAGAACGUCUCCCUCCCCCCACACUGAGAACUGGGAAAGGGACAGAGACCGUCAUCGAGACCCAGGAUUGAAGUCGAGGGGGAUGAAAGAAGCUGUUUACACCAAACCCCGAGUGGCCCGUAGGGACCUGGAGCUGCAUGAUGCAGAGAUCGCUAGGAAACUGCAAGAGGAAGAGCUUCUGGCCAACCAGGUUGAUAAGCGGGCAGCACAAGUAGCCCAGGAUGAGGAGAUAGCUCGCCUGUUGAUGGCGGAGGAGAAGAAGGCUUACAAGAAAACGAAGGAACGAGAGAAGUCCUCUCUUGAAAAGAAAAGGCAGGACCAAGACUGGAAGCGUGACACAAGUGAAUUCAUGCGUCCAAGGUCAAGAGAGAGGCUUGAACCUCAGAGACCCAAGAGUGACAAACCUGCGCGGCCGCCACCACCUCCAGUCACAGAACUGGCUGACUUUGAUCACAGUCGUGGUUUUACGAGCCAGCCUAGCUCCGUGCGUCAGUUUUCUAAACCGGAGUCUUCUCCGAAAGGUUUCCAUUCCAAGCAGUAAAAAGCUAGACUUUGCAUUGAUACUGGCGCUCUUCUGUAGCAGACAUUACUGGAAUUCCCAGGAGAGCUUCUCAUUUCCUUUACCCAACUCGAGUUCCAUCCUCAGGACUUCUUCCUUUUUAAAUAUCAUGCCAAUAAGUAGGAUAUGUUCAUUCUGGUUUCCUGGUUGUUUGUGAUCACUUUAGUAGUGCAGUAAAAUCUAGCCACUGUGUAGCUGGCCAGCUGUACCCAGCUAGCUGACCUGACAACACCUUUACAGCCCUCUAAAUCCCAUUUUAGCUACAGCUGCAUCUUUGACAAUUAGUGACUUGAUCUUUGGGAGAGAGAGAGAGAGACAGACAACGGGGGGAAACGUCUGAGGUGUGAGGUGGAUUAUGGCAAUGCAGAAAUCCAAGGAAUAGGAUGGAGAUUAACACGUGACUCAGAUGACACACAGCUUUCUGUUGUAACCAGGAUUGCACAUCUCCCCGAGUCCUGAGUGAGAACCCGGAGCCAAAUCAACACAGAGCAACUGCUGUUUUCCAUGGUAGUUGGCAUGAAGGUGAACGCGUCUUCGUACAUCUACCAGCAGGCUGCUCGGACGUCACGCCCUUUGGAGAACCCCCUGUUCUGUCUGCAAAGUUUCUGCUGUGCUGUCACUUCUUAGGAAACACCUUUUGGAUGACCCAUGUAACAUGCUUCUGUGUCCGAGUGAGGCCUCUGAAUAAGGGGCUAUAAAACUUCAGCUCAUGCAGUACGUCUUGUAUGUAUUGCUUUUGAGAAGUUCUCAGUUUCUUGAUGCAGCUGUCUGGUGGAGCCGGAGGGGAAUAUAAAUUCGUGGGCCAUAGGGCCAAAAGGGACCAUUAUGAUCAUCUGGGGUGACUUCAUGCACGGCAUGGGUCAGAGAACCUCACCCAGGAAAAAUGGGGGGAGCUAGUAUUCUUUACACCAUUGAGCCCAAUCACUUGUGGCUGAACUAGAGUGGGUCUUCUAGAAGAGCAUUCAGUCUCUGUUUAAGAUGCCAUGUGAGGAUGAAGUAAUCACUUCCCAGAGGGCAGGAAUCCUCCCUCAAUCGAAGAUACCCACUUAGGUUCUCUCCUGUACUGAUCCUUGUGCCCCCCGCCCCAUGGGAGAUGAGUACCUCCUGGACCACCUCCCAGUGCUUUCAACCUCAGUGUUUUUGUCAAUCUCUGUGCAAAUACAUUUGAAUUGCAAAGCUGACCAUAGAUGUACAGUAAGUUCUUAAGCCUGUCCAGCCAAUAAGGGCUAGAUGGCCAGUCCGCAAGUCAGUGGCAGGAAUCAGAGGCAGUGGAUUGGUGAGCAGCCUGGGAGGGAAAUUCCUUGAUUUGCUGCUACUCCAGAGAGGUAGUAAACUGCACCGAGUCUGUACUUGGUGAAUCACCUCCCAGGGUCAAGAUGCUGCGGGGCACACGGAGAGGUAGAGAACGCAGCGGCUCUCCAGAGCCUGCUUGCACGAAGCGCUGGUGCACUUCACUGGCACAAGGGAGUAAGGAAUGCUUCUGCCCCCUCUGCUCCUUUGUAGCAGUCUGCAAGAAGGGCCGCAAUCAGGCCCCAAGGCCACGUCUUCGCUAGGGGGAAACAAUGUGUUCUUAACUCCAGCUAAGACAGGGCUGUCUGUAGCUGUCCCACGAGUUAAAGGCUAUGGAGCAGCAUAGGGUUUACCCUGACUUUCUAACUCAUGUGAAAACUACAAAUUGCCCUGGUCCUCACUAGGAUUUUACCUCUGAUUAGUUACCCUGUGUUAUAACAACAAUACCUGCCAUGCAGCACCUUUCAUCAGUAGAUCUCAAAGCAGUUUACAAAUCAUUUUACAGAUGGGGAAACUGAGGCAUAGAGAGGGGAGGUGACUUGCCUAAGGGCACCCAACCGGCCCGUGGCUAAGCUGGGACUGGAACCCAGUUUUCUGAGUCCCAGUCCAGUGCUCUAUGUGGCAGGCCACACUGCCUCUGUUAGCUAGCGUGAGUCAAGAACACACCUUUGUUCUGAAUGAAAAGAAGGCUUCGGUGAGUUAGAAAUAACGUGAGGGUUUUCUGCAUUGUUGGUAUCCCCCGCUGUCAAAUGGACUCACACCGACAUCUCCAGACUGCAGACGAGCGUGCCUGCUUUCCGCUCUGCCUCUCUCCAGGGGAUUCCGAAGCGCUCUCUUCCUCUUCUCAGGAAACAGCCCAGGCUGUGGCUAGAUUUGACUGCUCUUGUCUCCUGCCCUUUUAAUUGCCCCACAUCCGUCUCGUCAGGAACGUUAAUGGAGUUUUAAAGGAAACGGUCCCAAAAUGCACAGUGUGUUUUUUAUUUGAUAAUCUUGGCAUUUGCAAGGUUUUUAUGUUAUAAAUGUUUAUUUUUAUAUUUCAUGGAACAGUCAGUGUUUCUACUGCUGAGAAUGUCACUUCCUUUCCUGCAUCCCCCCAACCUGUAUGUAUUGUGAAACGGAACAGGGGCCGGGGUGACAAUUCUCAGAUGGUCCAAGACCAGGUCCUGCCCCUUGGGUCAUCCGGUAGUUGCCAAAUCAGAAUAUGGUUGCGUUUUACACUGGCUUUGUGCAAGUAUAAAUGAUGUCACAAGGUGGGGAGGAGAAUCCAACCCCUGUAGCUCAGCUGCUGUCGGGGUUUGGCAGUUUGUGAUGAUUUCCCCUCCCACGCCCUGACUGGAGGCUGCAGUUUCCAUCUUAUCCCCAUUAGGAAAGUCUUUAGGAGCCCCAUCCUGCUCCUGUUUCCGGGCCCGAUUCUGGAAAACAUCCCUAUUCAAGAAGGGUGCUCAAGUCUCAUUGAAGUCACUGGGACAUAACAUGCUUAGUUAGGUGACAAAGCUCCCAUUGACUUGAAUGGGAACUGGAUCAGGCCCUAAGAAUCCAUCCCUGCUCCUGUUGAAGUCAAUAGGCAUCUUUUGUUGAGCAAGGAUCAGGUCCUAAAUAGGUGGAAGAUCGAGGACCUGAUUCACCACAGGCCUAAGCAGCCAUGAAUGACUCUGCUGAUAUCAGUACAGUGGCCGCUGCUUACGCCAGACAUAACAUUGGCCCUUAGAGCUAAAGCUCCGGCUGGUUGGUUGGUGUCCGUGAUGAUUCUAAUAAGACCCAACCAGGGCUAUGUGCUCUUUCCCUGACGGAAAGCCAGGGAACCAACCUUUCUGUUGCCCCGUUUAAGUAGCUUGGCCUAUUGCCUUGCUCUGAAUUAAAACGUAUAUGUCAAAAGGCCGGGAAAACCUGCCGGUGUCGUUCCCACCUCUGUUGCAUUUCUUCCUGUGUGCUUUAUGACAAGUAACAGAAAGUCCAUGGUAGUGAAGCACGUUGCUUCCCGAGUUUCGAUAGCCGGCAGGCACACGUCACUAAUGCCUCCCAAAGCUUUGAUUUACACAGCUCACUUCGUACAACGAGAGCGGGAAGCAAACGAAUUUCCAUACCCAGUCUUGGUUGAUGCUCUUGCCACCGCUUGGUCUUCCGUCCAAAGCACAACAGUUGUAGCCAUCUUUGAGGCGUGCGGUUAGGCAAACGGAGUGGUCGUGCCUUAAUCCCGGGGUAGUCGACACCAUAGCCAUUCUGAUCAGAGUCAGUGUGCUAUAAAAUAAACCCAGCCUGCCAUCUUAAGACAUGUACUGUACAAUGAGGAGAAUGGAGGAUGCCAAUGGGAGACAGAGGCAGCAGGUUAACCUCAUGGUUUUUAAAGGACUUUCUGGUUACUAUUGAGUGAAAAAUCGUUUUUUAAUUGGUAGGUUAUUUUUUAUCAUUUGGCUUCCCUCAUGGGGAGGGAGGGUAGAAUCUACAACAGCUGAAGCUGCUUAGCUCCACAAAGGGAUCUUGUAUGUACAGUAUUUUUAUAUUGCAGCAAGGCAGGCCUUUUAAGAUGGGAAUUGGGACAAUUCAUCUUUAAUACAGGAAAAAAUGGAUUUUUUUUAAUAGCCCUCAACUUUGUGAUUUUCAUUUUGUGCCAAAUUAGACCAGCUGUUCCAGCGUAGGGUAUUCAUUCAACUUGCCACACUGGAUUGAUGUAUGUACGUAUUUUUUUUUUUUUUCGGGAUUUAAUUUUUGAUUAAGAUUAGCCUGUAUGCAAGCUAACUGUGGAUUUCAAAUUGAUGAUUUCCGUGCGUGGGAAUGUUUUGGAGGCAGUACAGAUACAGUGAUUUUAUUUUAAGGCUGCAGAAUGCCCAGCCUACCAUGUCCUCUUGUAUCCCAGCAUGGCCAAUCAGUCAAAUAAUCAAAAGUGGCCUUCUUAUGCAGCAUAUCCUCCCGGGCAUCUGCCGCCCUGAGCAGGUUCUCAGUGCUGUGAGCCUUGGAGAGCCAGCGUGGCUGUGCUGAGAUACGACAGGGAUGGGCACAAUACUUAGGUCUAGAUAGAAGUGGGUUGUCCCACAGGCCUUGCCCCCUGGGAAGCUCGAUCCAAGCAGAGUUGUUGUUAUGGAAGGGAUCUUGCAGCACCGGGGAACAACCUUUGAUUUUGCACUUGCCCCAUCAUUGCCCAGACCUGCAGUUGAAUUUUGCCCAUCUGCCAGUGCAGGGGACAGUUCUUGGCCCUUGUCUCCCGGGUUCUAAAGCUCUCUUGACUUCCCCAAUGUUGUUGGUUUGAGAGACCUCUAUGGGGCAGCACUGAUUCUGAUGGGAGGUUCGGCAGUGCAGCUUGGAGCUGUAUAUAUCACUCGAUAGCUGGUUGCUUCUGUGGAGAAGAUAUUUUUAAUCACUAUAAGUAGCAGUUGCACAGUUUAUUUUUUAAGAUGAUGCUGUAACAGACCUUGUGGUUCUCUAAUAAUUUCACAGUCGUUGUCACUAUGCUGCACACAAUGGCUACAGCAGGCCUAGAACUCAGCACCUCCUGCGCUGAAAGCACAGGGCCUUGCCUCUUGAGCUAGAAAUGUCUCUCCAUUACCUUUUAGCAGCACAGGGUCUAUAAUAAGACGCAGUUCAGACUCUAUCCAGCAAAGGGCAGUGGUGGAGACAAACCCUGCCCCCUUAACUACAGUCCUGUCUUUGUCCCAAUAAGCAGUUUCACUGUAUCAGUGUUCUCUUUAAGUCGAUUCUGCUGCGUCUCCAACUGUGUUUAUGCACUGCAAUACAGCUAACCACCUCAAAGAAGUAACUAAUGUAGCUCUUCAGGGUAAACUUUCAGCAUGGGGCAAGGAGAUAUUAGCCAUAGAGUAAAAUUAAUUAGUCAAUAGGCUAAAUCCCUCAGAGCUGCAAAUAUACCCUGUGCUCUAACAGCUAACCCAUAAAUGUAAAUUGGACACUGACAAUAAUCCAUCUAUGCAACCCUGUUGUUUUUUGACUGUCCUCUAGUUUUAUCAGGUUUAACAUAGAACUUCUGAAUGAUAUUUAACCAAAGUAUCACGUUUGUGUGUAUAGCAUGAUUUGCUUCUUUUUUCCUGAACUCAUUGAAUGUAAAGAGAAUAUCGCCUUGUCCAUCUUGUUCAAUAAACCGUAGUCUUUUGUUAUC
Molecule: messenger RNA, 7539 nt
Organism: Chelonia mydas (Green sea turtle)
Lineage: Eukaryota; Metazoa; Chordata; Testudines; Cheloniidae
Gene: CCDC50
Product: coiled-coil domain containing 50
Exons: 12
Coding region: 276-2126 (616 amino acids)
Cellular component (GO): cytoplasm
Molecular function (GO): ubiquitin protein ligase binding
Source: RefSeq, a predicted model, not a curated record